Orbilia oligospora ATCC 24927 is the source of this 1290-nucleotide messenger RNA. RefSeq lists its product as uncharacterized. Gene Ontology annotation, molecular function: protein methylesterase activity. Gene Ontology annotation, biological process: protein demethylation. The record is from RefSeq and is a predicted model, not a curated record. Lineage: Eukaryota; Fungi; Ascomycota; Orbiliomycetes; Orbiliales; Orbiliaceae. Bases 1 to 1290 code for a protein of 429 amino acids. The transcript is spliced from 3 exons.
AUGAGUGCCUUGGGGAGAGACUUCUUCAAGGCAAAGCUUGCCAAACUACCUGCAAUGCCUCCCCCUCCGCUAGGCGCCCUACCCGAAGAGCUUGAAGAGCUCGAAGAGCUAGAUAUCGAAGACGAAGACGAAGACGACUUCCCCGAUGGUUAUGGCGAGAAUGAUGAAUAUCACGAGGGGGUUCUUGACGACUCUUCCUCGGCUUCGAGUGCUUCGUCUACAUCUACAAUUAUAGCUCCACCGUCUAGACCGGAACUAACUGCCCGUCGACGGAAUAAUCUAGAACCAAUCCCCUGGAACCACCACUUCUCCGAAAACCUUCAAUUAACUCCAUCUUCUAACCCAACAUCUCACUUCAAUGCUUAUUACACCCCAAAUACCGGCUCGGGACCUUUGUUCGUCACCCAUCAUGGCGCCGGAUCCUCAGGUCUCUCCUUCGCAGCACUAGCCUCCGAAAUCCGUAAAAUCAACCCAGAAGCCGGUAUCUUCUCCUUCGACGCCAGAGGCCAUGGUGGAACCAGUACCUCCAACGACCAAGAUUUCAGUCUCUCCACAUUAUCCACCGAUCUAUACGAAGCCCUUUUGGCAGCUCAAGAGCAACUACGAUGGGAAUCUUUACCUCCCAUAAUACUUGUUGGACAUAGUCUCGGUGGCGCGGUAAUCACCGAUUUAGCCAAACGGGGUUUAUUAGGGGAUAGGUUACUUGCAUAUGCGGUUUUGGAUGUGGUCGAGGGAAGUGCGAUGGAUGCGCUGCAUAGUAUGCAAAGUUAUUUAUUAUCAAGACCAACUGGGUUUACGAGUUUAAACCAGGGGAUUGAAUGGCAUGUCCGUAGUCGGACGAUAAGGAACGGGAGGAGCGCUAGAGUUUCUGUUCCGGCUUUGCUAUAUGAUUAUAGUAAUUCUGGGGGGAGUGGUGAUGUGUCUUCUUCGUCUUCUACGGCUACUGCAAACAGUGGCGCUGCUGCCGUUGGUUCUAAUAGUAGGCCGUGGCGAUGGAGAACAGAUUUGGCAACGACGCAGCCAUUCUGGCAGGAUUGGUUUGUGGGGUUGAGUAGGAAGUUUUUGGAGGCUAAAGGGGGGAAAUUGUUGAUUUUGGCGGGGACGGAUAGGUUGGAUAAGGAGUUGAUUAUCGGGCAGAUGCAAGGGAAGUAUCAGCUUCUGGUUUUACCGGAGGUAGGGCAUUUUCUGCACGAGGAUGCGCCAGAGAAGACGGCUAUUGCUCUUGUGGAGUUUUAUAAGCGGAAUGAUAGAAGUGCUUUAGUUUUGCCAAAGAAGGUGUGGGAGAUGUAA